UCGCAUUGGGAAGACAGCAUGAAUAUCUUUCGCUUCUUUGGUGACCUCAGUCACCUCGCCUCCAUCUUUAUCCUCAUCCACAAGAUCCAGCUCUCAAGAUCAUGCCGGGGCAUCUCAUUCAAGACGCAGCUUCUCUACACCGUCGUCUUUGUCACACGGUAUCUCGACAUCUUUGUUGAGGACAGCUUCUACCGUAUCAUCAUGAAGCUCUUCUUCAUCGGCUCUUCCGUCUACAUCCUCUACCUCAUGCGCAUCAAGUUCCGGCCCACGCACGACCCAGCCAUUGACACGAUCCGGCUCGAGUACCUCAUGGGGCCCGCAGCCGUGCUGGCCAUCCUGUUCCACUACCGCAACCCAGAUCUGGGCGUGAUCAAAGAAACCCUCUGGGCCUUUUCCAUCUACCUCGAGGCCGUGGCCAUCCUGCCCCAGCUCUUUAUGCUCCAGAGGACCGGCGAGGCAGAGACGAUCACGACGCACUACCUCUUUGCCCUCGGCGCCUACCGGGCCCUCUACAUCCCCAACUGGAUCUACAGAUACUUUACCGAAAAGGCAAUCGACCCAAUCUCGAUUCUCGCCGGUCUCGUCCAGACGGGUCUUUACCUCGACUUCUUCUACAUCUACUUUACCAAGGUCAUGAAGGGCGAGAAGUUCGAGCUGCCGGCAUGAGUGGCAGGAGUAUAAAACAACGAAGCUCAAAGGACAGGUGCCGUGGGGCCCUCAAGAGACAGGGAGAAAAGGAGCAAAAAUGAGAAUUACAAUGUGCUGUAGAGUAGUUCCCUGCGGUAAUUAUCCCUAUAUGGACUGCUACUCAG
Acaromyces ingoldii is the source of this 812-nucleotide messenger RNA. Its product is annotated as putative ERD2-ER lumen protein-retaining receptor. The transcript is spliced from 5 exons. NCBI's taxonomy places the organism in Eukaryota, Fungi, Basidiomycota, Exobasidiomycetes, Exobasidiales, Cryptobasidiaceae. Bases 19 to 666 code for a protein of 215 amino acids. Gene Ontology annotation, biological process: protein retention in ER lumen; endoplasmic reticulum to Golgi vesicle-mediated transport. Gene Ontology annotation, molecular function: ER lumen protein retrieval receptor activity. Gene Ontology annotation, cellular component: endoplasmic reticulum; membrane; cis-Golgi network. The record is from RefSeq and is a predicted model, not a curated record.